AUGGAUAAUGCUAACCUCUGUUUUGUUUCCUCUUUACAUCAUUUGGGAAAUUCAUUACCCCUCUCUCUCUUUGUUUCAGUCAACACAUAUUUCUUCAUGGUACAGGCUCAGGGUAUCAUGUUACGAGACAAUGUGCGGACAAUUGGUCACAUGAUCAGGCUAUACACCAAUAAGAACAGUACUCUGAACGGCACAGAUUAUCCAGAUGGAAAUAACUCUAGUGAGUAUAUCGCUCAGCCAACCACAUACCUCCCUGAGAACUUCACAUAUGCUCAGAACCUGCCCUGUCCCGAAAGGUUACCUUCUAUGAAGGGUCAGAUGGAAGUGAACAUGACAGAGGUUCCUAUGGAGGAAAUCGAACUGAGGCUCAAAAAUCUGGACAUUCGAUUUGGAGGCCACUGGAAGCCCAAAGAUUGCAAACCACGCUGGAAGGUGGCCAUUUUAAUCCCCUUUAGGAAUCGCCAUGAGCAUCUUCCGAUUCUCUUUCAGCACCUCGCCCCUAUGCUUCAGCGCCAACGCUUGCAGUUUGCCUUUUAUGCCAUUGAACAGACAGGUACUCAGCCGUUUAACCGUGCCAUGCUGUUUAACGUGGGCUUUAAAGAGGCCAUGAAAGACCUGGACUGGGACUGUGUGGUGUUUCACGACGUCGAUCACAUCCCAGAAAACGACCGUAAUUAUUACGGUUGUGGUCAGAUGCCUCGACACUUCGCCGCCAAGCUUGACAAGUACAUGUACAUUCUUCCCUAUAAUGAGUUUUUUGGUGGAGUCAGUGGACUUACUGUCGAACAAUUCCUCAAGAUCAAUGGCUUUCCUAAUGCAUUCUGGGGCUGGGGCGGAGAGGACGAUGACCUCUGGAACAGGGUUCAUUACGCAGGUUUCAGUGUGACCAGGCCAGAAGGUGAUAUUGGGAAAUACAAAUCUAUCCCCCAUCACCACAGAGGAGAGGUGCAGUUCCUGGGGAGGUAUAAGUUGCUGAGGUACUCUAAAGAACGACAGCAUCUGGACGGCUUGAACAAUCUGCAGUACUCUCCGGAGAUCUCUCUGAGCAGCCUGUAUAAGAACAUCACGGUCAAUCUGAAUCCCGAGCUAGCCCCCAUAGCAGAGUACUGAGUCAAAAAAAUGUGAUGUAUCGAUGCCAAAUGCCCUUAAAAACAGGAGCGAGGAGGGCAGAGGCCUGUCUAAUGCACAGUUAGUUGCGUGACGUGAGUGUGCGUAUGUACUGGAUCAUAUCUGUGAAAGUGUAUUAGCGUGACUGCGUGCGUUUAAUUGCAUGUUCCUAUGUCCAUGCUGGCUUUAGCGAAUCAGAUCACAACACAUUUCAAAAAAGGUGGGGAGUGCCAGCGUCAACAAAUCAGAUGUUUACUGCGAAGCCUUAAUUGACUUUUGUAGGCUAUCAAACUCUGUAGAUCCAGUCAUCUGUGCUUACAUUGUAGAAAGCUUGGUUUUACAUUGCAACAGCACUCUUGAUGCCAAUAGA
This is a messenger RNA of Sinocyclocheilus anshuiensis, 1477 nucleotides long. RefSeq names its product beta-1,4-galactosyltransferase 6-like. The record is from RefSeq and is a predicted model, not a curated record. Lineage: Eukaryota; Metazoa; Chordata; Actinopteri; Cypriniformes; Cyprinidae. Gene Ontology annotation, molecular function: UDP-galactose:glucosylceramide beta-1,4-galactosyltransferase activity. The coding region runs from base 1 to 1110 and encodes 369 amino acids. Gene Ontology annotation, cellular component: Golgi apparatus. Gene Ontology annotation, biological process: carbohydrate metabolic process; glycosphingolipid biosynthetic process. The transcript is spliced from 9 exons.